Mandrillus leucophaeus (drill) is the source of this 1588-nucleotide messenger RNA. RefSeq names its product transmembrane protein 232-like. Lineage: Eukaryota; Metazoa; Chordata; Mammalia; Primates; Cercopithecidae. The annotation marks the transcript as partial. The record is from RefSeq and is a predicted model, not a curated record. The transcript has 3 exons.
GCUGAGUUAAAUGACCCAACCGAUCCUUUCACUAGGUAUAGUACAAACAUCUCAUCAAAUGUAGGAGAAGAAGUUUUUUCCAAAUAUAUUGGGUGGAGAAUUGCCGACACUCUUUCCAAACUAUUCUUUCCCCCCAUUGAGGCCCGUGUUCUUCCUUUGAAGAAACCAUCAAUAAAAAAGGAUCAAACAAAAUAUCCGAAUAAAAAGCUGGAGUCCAUGAAAAAGAAAGUUCUACAUUUCACUGUAAGGGAACAUCCUUCUGUAUCAGAAAUUCCCAUGUUUCCAUAUCCAGAUUUCUUCACCAGGGCAGAUAAAGAGUUGGCAAAAAUCAUUGACCAUCACUGGCAGGAAGAGCUAAAGAUCCGAGAAAAAGAAGAUGCAAUAUGCAAGGCCCAAGAACUUAAAGAUAAAAAGUUAGCAGAGAAAAAACACUUUGAAGAAGUUAUGAAGAAAAGAGAAGAUAAACUACAUAAACAAACUAAGCCCUAUGAGCUUCCAUAUAGGAAGGAAGUAAUUUAAUUAGAAAAGAAAAUGCCACCUCCCAAAACUGAGGUCUACAUGGCAGAAAUACAUAGCAUGAAAAAUACCAAGAAAGCUACAUAGUAAGAGACCUUCUUGUCAUUAAAUUGAGGUAUUGUUUAGAAAGAACUUGUUAUCCUGAUACAAGCUGUUUAAUAGUUAUUUCUUAGUUCUAAAUUAAUGACCAACUUUUAAUCACACUUGAAUGAAGUGAUUUCACUAGUCAAAAAUUUCCAAGACUACAUAUAGUAUUUUUCUCAAUUAACAUUUAUCUCAUGAUUGUACAGCAUACUUGAUAACUGAUUCGCAGAACAUUGAUGUUCAUCAAACAGUUUGAUGGAAAUUUAUUACAGAUUAAUUAAUGAGUCACCAUACAAGAAUUAUUUCCUGAAAACAGAAUGAGCAUUAGCUAACAAUCCUGUAAUUACUAUUAUUCAAAUAAAAACAUUAUGGCAUCUUACCUGAUUGGCAUUUUAUAAUCAAUUUAUACCAAACCAAACAAACCCUAUUUCAGAGAUUUGAAUACGGAAGGGCUGGUCAUCUUAGACUGAUUGGCUUGAUCUUUAACAGAUGCCAGAGGGGACUCCUGAGAGAUGCUGGUUUUACUGUGUUCUGUGAGUUUAUGAGAAUGAAUUUGUAUGAUCCUGGAAGAUGCAGGAGUAACUGUUGAAAACAUUCGUACAGAUAGGAGUUAUUUUAGAAAUGGAACUUCACUUCACCUGAAGUUCGGAACCUAAGAGUAAGAGUAACAGGGUGGAGUUUUUAUGAUGUCUUACAUUCCUUUCCUGAAAACUGAAAAAUAUAAAUAAUAAUCAUACCUCAGUUUCACACAGGUGACUUGGUGACACUCAAGAGACAGGGACUUUAGCAGGGGUGUCAAACUCAAAUGACUACCAGGUCAGAAAGGAAACAUAAAUUAGUGAAGCCGUCUAAGGAAUACCUAUCCUGUCUAGAGAAAUUUCCCACCACUUGGUUGCAUUCUAAAAUGUAUGUCAGUAUUGUAAAAUCCUCCAGUCUUUCAAGAAGCUUUUAAAUGGGAUUAUUUUUCAAAAUAAAAGUAGCUACGUAA